AUGGACCGCUUCCUGGGUUUUGUCAAGCAGAUAAGAAGAUCUAGGAGAAGAAAGGGAAAAAAGUACCGACCAGAAGAGGAUUACCACGAGGGCUAUGAGGAUGUCUAUUAUUACGCCUCAGAGCAUUUUCGAAAUGAGAGUCCCUACACUAAAUCCGCCAGCCAGACAAAACCGCCUGAUGGAGCAUUGGCUGUGAGGAGACAGAGCAUCCCAGAGGAAUUCAAGGGCUCCACCGUGGUUGAACUGAUGAAGAAGGAAGGCACUACCCUUGGGCUGACGGUUUCCGGUGGAAUUGACAAGGACGGCAAGCCAAGAGUAUCUAAUCUGCGGCAGGGAGGAAUUGCUGCUAGAAGUGAUCAGCUGGAUGUGGGUGACUAUAUCAAAGCAGUGAAUGGCAUCAACCUGGCCAAAUUCCGCCACGAUGAGAUCAUCAGCUUGCUGAAGAAUGUCGGGGAAAGAGUGGUUCUUGAAGUUGAGUAUGAGCUGCCGCCAGUCUCCGUUCAAGGAUCGAGUGUUAUUUUCCGAACGGUGGAGGUCACGUUACAUAAAGAAGGCAAUACCUUUGGUUUUGUAAUACGAGGGGGAGCACAUGAUGAUAGAAAUAAAUCUCGUCCGGUUGUAAUAACAUGUGUUCGUCCUGGAGGGCCUGCUGACAGAGAGGGCACAAUCAAACCUGGUGAUAGGUUGCUCAGUGUGGAUGGAAUUCGGCUUCUUGGAACCACGCACGCUGAGGCCAUGAGUAUUCUCAAACAGUGUGGACAAGAAGCGACGCUGCUGAUCGAAUAUGAUGUCUCGGUCAUGGAUUCUGUGGCGACAGCAUCCGGACCACUACUAGUUGAAGUUGCCAAAACUCCUGGUGCCAGCCUUGGUGUGGCCCUGACUACCUCGAUGUGCUGUAACAAACAGGUCAUUGUCAUAGACAAAAUCAAAUCUGCAAGUAUCGCAGACAGAUGUGGUGCUCUGCAUGUGGGCGAUCACAUCCUGUCCAUCGACGGGACCAGCAUGGAGUACUGUACGCUCGCAGAAGCAACCCAGUUCCUGGCCAACGCCACCGACCAGGUCAAGCUUGAGAUUCUUCCCCAUCAUCAGACCCGCCUGGCCCUGAAGGGACCUGACCAUGUGAAAAUUCAGAGGAGCGACAGGCAACCUCCCUGGGAUUCCUGGGCCAGCGACCACUGCAGUCUUCACACCUACCAUCACUAUAAUACGUACCACCCAGACCAUUGCAGAGCGCCAGCCCUGACAUUCACGAAAGCACCUCCUCCAAACAGCCCUCCAGCUUUGUCUUCAUCCUUCUCUCCUACCUCCACGAGUGCAUACAGCCUGAGUUCCCUGAACAUGGGCACUUUGCCUCGAAGCCUCUACUCCACUAGCCCACGUGGAACCAUGAUGAGGAGGAGGUUGAAAAAGAAAGACUUCAAAAGCUCACUGUCAUUAGCCUCCAGUACGGUGGGCUUGGCUGGGCAGGUUGUUCACACAGAAACCACAGAGGUUGUGCUCACAGCAGAUCCUGUCACAGGAUUUGGGAUUCAACUGCAGGGCAGUGUGUUUGCCACAGAGACCCUCUCCUCUCCACCUCUGAUUUCCUAUAUUGAAGCUGACAGCCCGGCAGAGAGAUGUGGGGUGCUACAGAUUGGAGACAGAGUGCUGGCCAUUAAUGGAAUUCCAACUGAAGACAGCACCUUCGAGGAAGCCAGCCAGCUCCUCCGAGACUCUUCAAUCACAAGCAAGGUCACACUGGAAAUUGAGUUCGAUGUUGCAGAGUCUGUCAUCCCGAGUAGUGGAACAUUUCAUGUAAAGCUCCCUAAGAAACACAGUGUGGAACUUGGAAUAACCAUAAGUUCACCAUCCAGUAGAAAACCAGGAGACCCCCUGGUCAUAUCAGAUAUCAAGAAAGGCAGUGUGGCACACAGAACGGGAACCCUGGAACUUGGGGAUAAAUUACUUGCCAUAGAUAACAUCAGGCUGGACAACUGUUCCAUGGAAGAUGCAGUUCAGAUCCUUCAGCAGUGUGAAGACUUGGUGAAGCUGAAAAUCCGCAAAGAUGAAGAUAAUUCAGAUGAACAAGAAAGUUCCGGAGCAAUUAUUUACACCGUGGAGCUGAAGCGCUACGGGGGACCCCUUGGCAUCACGAUUUCAGGAACUGAAGAGCCUUUUGAUCCUAUUAUCAUUUCAAGCCUCACCAAAGGAGGGUUAGCUGAAAGAACUGGCGCGAUCCACAUAGGAGACCGAAUCCUAGCCAUCAAUAGCAGCAGCUUGAAAGGGAAGCCUCUGAGUGAAGCCAUCCAUUUGUUACAGAUGGCAGGAGAGACUGUCACCUUGAAAAUUAAGAAGCAGACAGAUGCCCAGUCAGCAUCAAGUCCCAAGAAGUUCCCCAUUGCCAGCCACCUGAGUGACCUGGGAGAUGUGGAGGACCCGUCUCCAGCACAGAAGCCAGGCAAACUCACCGAUACGUACCCCUCCACUGUGCCCAGCGUGGACAGUGCCGUGGACUCGUGGGAUGGUUCAGGAAUAGAAGGCAGCUACGGGAAUCAAGGCACUGGCUUUCAGGCCUCAGGCUACAACUUCAACACCUAUGACUGGAGGAGUCCCAAACAGAGAGGCAGUUUGUCCCCAGUCACUAAGCCUCGAAGCCAGACUUACCCAGAUGUGGGGCUGAGUAACGAAGACUGGGACCAGUCCACAGUCAGUGGUUUUACAGGGGCUCCGGACAGUUCAGAGGCUGAACAAGAGGAGAACUUCUGGUCCCAAGCGCUAGAGGAUUUGGAAACCUGUGGACAAUCAGGAAUUCUCAGAGAACUCGAGGAGAAAGCUGACAGGCGUGUGUCUUUGAGAAACAUGAAUCUCUUGGCAACAAUCAUGUCGGGGAGCACGAUGAGUUUGAAUCACGAGGCCCCUACACCUCGCAGUCAGCUGGGGCGACAGGCCAGCUUCCAGGAACGGAGCAGUUCGCGGCCACACUAUAGCCAGACCACUCGGAGCAACACUCUGCCCUCGGAUGUGGGCAGGAAGUCUGUCACCCUGAGAAAGAUGAAGCAGGAAAUGAAGGAGAUCAUGUCCCCUACUCCUGUGGAGCUGCACAAGGUGACCUUGUACAAGGGCUCUGACAUGGAGGACUUUGGGUUCAGUGUAGCAGAUGGCUUGCUGGAGAAAGGAGUAUAUGUCAAAAAUAUUCGCCCAGCUGGGCCAGGAGAUCUUGGUGGCCUAAAGCCCUACGAUAGGCUCUUACAGGUUAAUCAUGUCCGAACGAGAGACUUUGACUGCUGCCUUGUUGUGCCCCUCAUAGCAGAAUCUGGUAAUAAGCUGGACCUGGUUAUUAGUAGAAACCCCCUGGCUUCACAGAAGUCCAUAGAACAGACUCUACCAGGAGGAGAAUGGAGUGAACAGAACAGUGCUUUUUUCCAGCAGUCGAGCCACGGUGGUAAUUUGGAGAUACGAGAGCCCACUAAUACAUUAUAGCGAUGUUUUUUACAAAGCAGGACAAAAGACAAUAUCUACAUGGUGCUAAAAAAAAAAAAAAAAUCCCUUUAAGAUUUCUGUGACAUUUGAAG
Molecule: messenger RNA, 3551 nt
Organism: Globicephala melas (long-finned pilot whale)
Lineage: Eukaryota; Metazoa; Chordata; Mammalia; Artiodactyla; Delphinidae
Gene: GRIP1
Product: glutamate receptor interacting protein 1
Biological process (GO): neurotransmitter receptor transport, endosome to postsynaptic membrane
Molecular function (GO): protein binding
Source: RefSeq, a predicted model, not a curated record